AAAGUGCGAGCGGAGAUGGGGAAAAGAUGCAGAGAGAAGAUGAUCAGCGACCACCGACGCGUGCUUCAUGAAUCAUGACUCAGCGCGCUCAAAGACCUUCACCCUCAAAAGGGCGCCCGCCUCUUGCCUGGGGAGGAACUUCGAACUUGCCAACAACAAAAGGGACUAACAGUGCUCAGCUUUUGCAGAAGGUUGAGACGUCUUUUGUCACAACUAAAGUGUGCAGCUCAGAGUCCGACCGAAAUGACAUUUUCCCACGCGUCCUUCCACAGAGGCAUCAGGCUGAUGUCAACAGCGGCUCGCUCGUCCAAGCUCACCAUCGGGCUCAUUCCGGCGGACGGGAUUGGGAAGGAAGUCAUACCGGCUGCACGUCAAGUCCUGGAAGCCGUGUCCCCCAACCGGUUCUCGUUCCUUUCCCUAGACGCGGGCUUUGAACAUUUCCAGAAGACGGGCAAGGCGCUUCCGGAUGAAACUGUACAGGCUCUACGGACAAAAUGCGCUGGGGCUUUAUUUGGUGCUGUGAGCUCCCCUUCUCAUAAGGUCGCGGGAUAUUCAUCGCCUAUUGUUGCUUUGCGCAAGACCAUGGAUCUGUAUGCAAAUGUCAGGCCGGUGGCUAGCCCGGUUGGCUCGUCGGAAAAGCCAAUCGAUAUGUUGAUCAUCCGCGAGAACACGGAGUGCUUGUACAUCAAAAGCGAAAGGAUAGAGACAGCAGCAGACGGGACCAAAGUCGCAUGGGCCGACCGGAAAAUCUCCGAGUUCGCAUCCAAGCGCGUCGGACGAAUGGCGUUUAACCUCGCGUUGAAGCGAGCAGAACUACGCAAAGCUCGCUCGGGAGGCGCGCAGACCGUGCCACCGAAAGUGACCGUCGUGCACAAGUCCAAUGUGCUGAGCGUCACAGACGGGUUGUUCCGCGAGUCGGUCCUGGCCGUGCAGAGCGAGAAGCCCGAAUACGCCGCUGUGAAGGUCGAGGAGCAGUUGGUAGAUUCGAUGGUGUAUCGUAUGUUCCGGGAACCGCAUGUGUUUGAUGUUGCUGUGGCGCCGAAUUUGUAUGGGGAUAUUAUCAGCGACGGGGCGGCGGCAUUAGUCGGAAGUCUCGGAGUCGUCGCCAGCGCAAACGUCGGCGAUAACUUCGUCCUCGGUGAACCAGUCCACGGCUCGGCCCCCGACAUUGCCGGCAAAGGCAUCGCCAACCCAAUAGCAGCCAUCAGAUCCGCCGCCCUGCUGCUCGAACAUCUGGGUCUACCCGCGGAGGCGGCGAGGAUUCACGCGGCGGUGGAUAAGGUGCUUUUGGGUGGGAAGGAGAGCUUGACGCCGGAUUUGGGGGGACGCAAUACGACCGAGGGUGUUACCGGGGCGGUUAUUAGGAGUCUCUGAUGCGGCGUAUCAGUUUGGCUUUUUCGAAAAACCGGAGUGGCUGUUACUUUUAUGGUUUUUUAGAGUGGAUUCUUUGUAUGAUAGACUGAAUGAAGUUUAAUAGGCAUGCGGAAUAUGCGAACGGGAAGUGUAGGACGCUGG
Molecule: messenger RNA, 1515 nt
Organism: Fimicolochytrium jonesii
Lineage: Eukaryota; Fungi; Chytridiomycota; Chytridiomycetes; Spizellomycetales; Powellomycetaceae
Exons: 7
Coding region: 244-1374 (376 amino acids)
Biological process (GO): tricarboxylic acid cycle; isocitrate metabolic process
Cellular component (GO): mitochondrion
Molecular function (GO): NAD binding; magnesium ion binding; isocitrate dehydrogenase (NAD+) activity
Source: RefSeq, a predicted model, not a curated record